AGAAUGGGCAAAUUAGAUUUGUAAAAUUAAUUCCCGUGAUGUUUGAUAAGUUUAAAAAGAUUUACUCCGAGAACAAACUCAAGAAUUUUUGGAAAUCCAGAGAAAGAAAAGGAGGUCUUCGAAUUAAGACAAAACGACAAGGCGAAGUAACUAAUCUUAAUUUUGAUGAUGAGAAACCUAAAACUACUGCUCCCUCUAUUACUUUUCUAAAUUCUUCAAGAAAAGUCUCCGAUUAUUCUUCAGAGAGCUCGAUUCCUCAUGUACUUCCUCUAAUUUAUACACACGAUUCUCCCUUGAGAAAUCAAGCUCCUUCAGAAUUUCGUCAAAUACAUCUUCCAAUUGAUACACAUAAUUCCCCGUCGAAAAAUCAAGCUCCUUCAAUAAUUCGUCCGGUUCCUCAACAUGCCCUUCCUCCAAUUGAUAAGGUACUUCGCCCGAUUCCUCAAAGGCUUUCUCCAUUGCUUCCUCCAGUUAUUCAUCUUAUGGAAGCUCCAAUCGAUUCUAAAAUUGACUUAUACUUGAGAAAGCAAACUUCUAAUUUUACGCUUCUUUGA
Funneliformis geosporum is the source of this 554-nucleotide messenger RNA. Lineage: Eukaryota; Fungi; Glomeromycota; Glomeromycetes; Glomerales; Glomeraceae. The record is from the annotation of a GenBank genome assembly.